AUGGAUACCGAGACACGCACCACCCGCUUUCGAAUCAUGCGGUUCUAUCUUGACAAUGGCCGCCCCCCAACGCUGGAAGAGCUGACCAAGAGUAUGGAUCUGGCUCCUGAGACUGUCUGGAAAUCCCUGAAGCAGCUGGAAGAUCUGCAUCAUUUGGUGCUUUAUAAAGAAGGAGUACCUUCACCUACACCGAUUGCCAUGAUACAUCCUUUUUCCCAUCUUCCUACAGCAUAUCAUCUUCAAUGUGGCGACCGGAGUUGGUGGGCGAAUUGCCCCUGGUGUGGGUUUGGCCUGGUAUCAAUGCUCCUUCGCGAGAAUGCCAAGUCAUCAAUCAUUCUACGAGUGUUGUCAGGCUCACGCAACGAUGAGCUGCAGAUUGAAUGGCGGAAUGGCGAAAUGGUCACCACUGGCUGCAAAGAUUACGUGGCUCACUUCUCAGUCCCCCCUUCGAAAUUCUGGAUCGACGUCCGUUACACAUGCUCAACCAUUCAGCUUUUCCAAUCGGAAAUCCGGGCCGAAUCAUGGUUGAGGAAGCAUGGCGUCUCAAAGGGAGCCUUGAUCUCAUUUGAGCAGCUUUUAGAACUGGCAAAGGAAUGGUAUCACGAUAAAGCAGAGUACAGCUAUGAUCGGAAGUCACCUGAACAGAUCCGGGAGCUCUACAACACUCUUGGCAUGACGGAGGCCUUCUGGAAGCAAUGA
Molecule: messenger RNA, 699 nt
Organism: Trichoderma gamsii
Lineage: Eukaryota; Fungi; Ascomycota; Sordariomycetes; Hypocreales; Hypocreaceae
Exons: 5
Coding region: 1-699 (232 amino acids)
Molecular function (GO): alkylmercury lyase activity
Source: RefSeq, a predicted model, not a curated record